Erigeron canadensis is the source of this 2851-nucleotide messenger RNA. Its product is annotated as sucrose synthase 7-like. NCBI's taxonomy places the organism in Eukaryota, Viridiplantae, Streptophyta, Magnoliopsida, Asterales, Asteraceae. Gene Ontology annotation, molecular function: sucrose synthase activity. Bases 108 to 2762 code for a protein of 884 amino acids. Gene Ontology annotation, biological process: sucrose metabolic process. The record is from RefSeq and is a predicted model, not a curated record. The transcript is spliced from 15 exons.
CUUGUUAGCUUUCGACAACAAAGACAUCAUCCCGAAACAAUAAGAUCAACGUGAAUUGAAAGGCUUGUCAUUAAUUGUCACGAUAUAUUUGCAUUUUGUUAUAUUUCAUGGAUUUGGGAGUAGCAAAGAAUUUGGAUGAUGCGUUGAAGCAAAGCCGGUACCAUGCAAAAAGAUGCUUUGAUCGGUUUACAUCACGUGGGAAAAGAGUGGCAAAACCCCAGGAAUUGAUUAACAUAAUUGAAAACCACAUUGAUGACAAGCUUGAAAAGGCCAAGAUUUUGGAUGGUUCACUAGGACAAAUCCUGAGUGAAACACAGGAGAUAGUGAUAAUUCCACCAUAUGUUGUAUUAGGGGUGAGGGUGAGUCCUGGACGAUGGGCUUACCUAAAGGUCAAUGCUGAUGAUAUCACCGUUCAAUCGCUUACUCCUGCACAAUAUUUGAAGUUUAAGGAAUCCAUCUAUGAUAAUGAAUGGGCAAAGGAUGAAAACGCCCUUGAAGUAGAUUUUGAAGCAUUUGAUUUUGGUACACCUCGGCUAACCCUCUCUUCAUCAAUCGGCAAUGGCCUCAACUACAUUUCAAAGUUCACCACUUCAAGACUCGGUGGUGAUCUAGAGAAUGCAAAGCCAUUGCUCGACCACCUACUAGCUCUAAAUCAUCAUGGAGAGAACCUUAUGAUCAAUGAAACAAUAGAUACAGUUUCCAAGCUCCAAAAAGCAUUGAUUGUUGCUGAUGUUUACUUAUCUGCACACCCAAAAGACGAGCAAUUUCAUACCUUUGAGCCCAAGCUUAAAGAAUGGGGAUUUGAAAAAGGUUGGGGAGAUACUGCUCAAAGAGUCAAGGAGACAAUGAAGAUGCUUUCAGAGAUUCUUCAAGCUCCAGAUCCGAUUAACAUGGAAUCAUUCUUUAGCAGACUUCCGGUUAUAUUCAACAUUGUGAUCUUUUCCAUUCAUGGCUACUUUGGACAAUCAGAUGUUCUCGGAUUGCCUGAUACCGGAGGCCAGGUGGUCUACAUUCUUGAUCAAGUGAAAGCAUUAGAAGAAGAGAUAUUACUAAGAAUAAAGCAGCAAGGAUUGAAUGCAAAGCCUAGGAUUCUAGUGGUGAGUCGACUCAUUCCUGACGCACAAGGAACAAAGUGUAAUGAGGAGUUGGAACCAAUCUUGAACACCAUGCAUUCUCAUAUUCUCCGGGUUCCUUUUAGAACAUCGAAAAGCAUUGUUCGUCAAUGGGUCUCACGGUUUGAUAUCUACCCCUACCUUGAAACAUUCGUACAGGACGCAUCUUCUAGAGUACUGGAGGUAAUGGAGUGUAAACCAGAUCUUAUACUCGGAAACUACACAGAUGGGAAUAUUGCAGCAUCUCUUAUGGCCAAAAAGUUUGGAGUAACACAGGGGACGAUUGCACACGCGUUGGAGAAGACUAAGUAUGAAGAUUCGGAUGUUAACUGGAAAAAAUUUGAAAAAAAAUAUCAUUUCUCGUGCCAAUUCACCGCAGAUUUGAUCUCAAUGAAUGCUGCUGAUUUCAUAAUCACAAGCACAUAUCAAGAAAUUGCAGGAAGUAAUCAAAGGUCGGGUCAAUAUGAGACCCAUGCAGCUUUUACCAUGCCUGGACUAUGGAGAGUUGUCUCGGGAAUUAAUGUGUUUGAUCCAAAGUUCAACAUAGCUGCACCUGGAGCAGAACAAUCAGUUUAUUUCCCUUAUACAGAGAAAGAUAAACGAUUACAUUCGUUUCAUCCAGCAAUCAACGAAUUACUUUUCAACGAACAAGACAACCACGAGCAUAUGGGAUAUCUGGCGGACAAAAGCAAACCAAUAAUAUUCUCGAUGGCAAGGCUUGAUACAGUUAAGAAUAUUACUGGAUUGACAGAGUGGUUCGGAAAGAACAAACGGCUCAGAAGUCUUGUAAACUUGGUAGUAGUUGCAGGCUUCUUUGAUCCAUCGAAGUCCAAAGAUCGAGAAGAGAUGGCUGAAAUAAAAAAGAUGCACGAAUUGGUCGAGAAAUAUAAACUUAAGGGUCAAUUCAGAUGGAUAGCAGCUCAAAACGAUAGGACUCGCAAUGGAGAACUGUAUCGUUGUAUUGCUGACACAAAGGGGGCUUUUGUGCAGCCAGCAUUAUAUGAAGCUUUUGGAUUGACUGUUAUCGAAGCCAUGAACUGUGGGCUGCCAACUUUUGCAACAAACCAAGGAGGACCUGCAGAGAUCAUAGUUGACGGGGUUUCAGGGUUUCAUAUUGAUCCCAACAAUGGAGAUGAAUCAAGCAACAAAAUUGCUGAUUUCUUCACAAAAUGCAAAGCUGAUAGUGAAUACUGGGAUCAGGUAUCUCAAGGUGGACUUCAACGUAUUUACGAGUGCUACACAUGGAAGAUAUAUGCUAACAAAGCAUUGAACAUGGGCUCAAUGUAUGGCUUUUGGAAGCAACUGAACAAAGAAACUAAGCAAGCAAAGCAACGAUAUAUCGACAUUUUGUAUAACUUACAGUUCAAAAACUUGGCAAAGGCCAUAGAAAUCCCUGAUGUUGCAACACCCAGUGCAAACAUCAAGCCAUCACCUGUAAAACCUCGAGAUCAGGUGCAAAAGGGGAAACCAAGAGAAACAGCUCCACCACAGAUGGCGUUAACCGCGCCUGGUAAACUGAUACCAAGGGAGCCAAGCUUUGGGUCAAGGAGACUAAGUUCAGUGACCAGUGCAGGAAAACCAUUGCUUGUUUUUGUCUCUGUAUUGAUAGUUGUCUAUGCAUCAAAGAAUUUGUAUAACUAUUUCAAUUAGGGAAUUAUAGUCUACCACUGGUGAUGUAAGUAUGAUAAUGCUGUGGUAACCAUAAGUGUUCAUAAAUAAAAAGCAAGAUUUUAAUGUAA